GGCUGUGUCUAACUUGACGCAUCGUUCUGGAUCACAGCAUCCACCGUCAUCUAAGGGUUAGAGCGGCGAGAGGAGGCUGAGCAUCUGUUCGUUCUAGUUGAGGCGGAGUGUGGUCGUCAUCAUGGGGGAACUGUUCAGAAGUGAGGAGAUGACGCUGGCGCAGCUCUUUCUCCAAUCUGAGGCAGCGUACUGCUGCGUCAGCGAGCUGGGAGAACUGGGCAUGGUCCAGUUCAGAGACCUGAAUCCAGAUGUAAAUGUGUUCCAACGCAAGUUUGUGAAUGAAGUGAGGAGGUGUGAGGAGAUGGACAGAAAACUGAGGUUUGUGGAGAAGGAGAUCAAAAAGGCCACCAUCCCUACUGUGGACACAGGUGAAAAUCCAGAGGUGCCUUUUCCCAGAGACAUGAUCGAUCUAGAGGCCACCUUUGAGAAGCUGGAGAACGAACUGAAGGAGAUCAACACCAACCAGGAAGCCCUGAAGAAGAACUUCCUGGAGCUGACGGAGCUUAAACACAUCCUCCGCCGAACGCAGCAGUUCUUUGACGAGAUGGAGGAUCCAAACCUGCUAGAGGAGUCAUCGGCACUGAUGGAGGGAAAUGAGGGAGGCCGCGGCGCCCCGCUCAGACUGGGGUUUGUCGCCGGCGUGAUCGGCAGGGAGAGGAUUCCCACCUUUGAGAGGAUGCUGUGGAGGGUGUGUCGUGGUAACGUUUUCCUAAGGAAGGCGGAGAUUGAGGACCCUCUGGAGGAUCCCGCCACGGGAGACCAGGUCCACAAGUCAGUUUUCAUCAUCUUCUUCCAAGGUGACCAGCUGAAGAACAGGGUGAAGAAGAUCUGUGAGGGGUUCCGUGCCUCUCUGUACCCGUGUCCAGAGACCCCACAGGAGAGAAAGGAGAUGCUGGCCGGAGUCAACAGUCGUAUCGAUGACCUCCAGAUGGUGCUGAACCAAACAGAAGACCACCGCCAGCGAGUGCUGCAGGCCGCCUCCAAGACCAUGCGUGUUUGGUUCAUCAAGGUGAGAAAGAUGAAGGCCAUUUACCACACGCUCAACCUCUGCAACAUCGACGUCACUCAGAAGUGUCUGAUCGCUGAGGUGUGGUGUCCCGUCUCGGACCUGGACUCCAUCCAGUUUGCCCUGCGCAGAGGGACGGAGAGGAGUGGCUCGACGGUGCCAUCUAUCCUCAACAGGAUGCAGACCAAGCAGACUCCGCCCACCUUCAACAAGACCAACAAGUUCACGUCUGGCUUCCAGAACAUCGUUGAUGCCUAUGGCAUCGGGAACUACCGGGAGAUCAAUCCAGCUCCCUACACCAUCAUUACUUUCCCGUUCCUGUUUGCCGUCAUGUUUGGUGACAUGGGUCACGGUGCGCUGAUGACCUGUGCUGCCCUCUACCUGGUCAUCAGAGAGAGUCGCCUCCUUGCCCAGAAGAGUGACAAUGAGAUGUUUAACAUGGUUUUCGCUGGCCGCUACAUCAUCCUUCUGAUGGGGAUCUUCUCCAUCUACACUGGCAUCAUUUACAACGACUGCUUCUCCAAGUCUCUGAAUAUGUUUGGCUCAGGAUGGAGUGUCAGACCCAUGUUUGGACCCAAAGGAGCUAACUGGACAAUGGAGACUCUUGAUGGAAAUGCAGUUCUUCAGUUGGACCCAGCUGUCCCUGGAGUCUUCAACGGGCCUUAUCCACUCGGAAUUGACCCGAUCUGGAACGUCGCUUCCAACAAGCUGACGUUCCUCAACUCCUUCAAGAUGAAGAUGUCUGUGAUCCUGGGCGUCAUCCACAUGCUGUUUGGAGUGUCUCUCAGUCUCUUCAACCACCUGUACUUCAAGAAGCCGCUAAACAUCUUCCUGGGCUUCAUCCCAGAGAUCGUCUUCAUGUUCACCCUCUUCGGCUACCUUGUCCUGCUGGUCUUCUACAAGUGGACAGCUUAUGAUGCCACCACCUCUAAAGAUGCUCCAAGCCUGCUCAUCCACUUCAUCAACAUGUGUCUCUUCAACUAUAAUGACCCCAGCAGCAAGCCCCUGUACAGGGGACAGAUGGGGAUCCAGGUUUUGUUGGUGCUGAUUGCCCUUGCAUGUGUACCCUGUAUGCUGGUUGUGAAAACUCUGGUGCUUCGGCGUCAGCACUUGUGGAAGAAGCACCUGUCCCAGAAGAGGGAAGAAACCCCUGCAGAGAAUCUAGAGCAGUCUUUAGAGCAAACAGGCGUGUCCUCAUCAUGCACCGGACUCACCCAACAGGGCACACAGAAGUUCGGAGGUGUCCGGGUGGGUAACGGGCCCACGGAGGACGAGGCUGGCAUCAUGGACCACGACCACCUCUCCCAGCACUCGGAGGAAGGAGAAGAGCACGCAGAGGAAGAGCCGUUUGAUUUUGGUGAUGUAGCUGUCCACCAGGCCAUCCAUACUAUAGAAUACUGCCUGGGUUGCAUCUCCAACACGGCUUCCUAUCUGCGCCUGUGGGCCCUCAGUCUGGCUCAUGCACAGCUAUCAGAGGUGCUUUGGUCCAUGGUCAUGCACCUGGGCCUGUCGACCCGGAGCGGUGGCGGCUUCUUUGGCUUGACCAUCAUCUUCUCUGCCUUUGCCACCCUCACUGUCGCCAUCCUGCUCAUCAUGGAGGGGCUGUCGGCGUUCCUGCAUGCCCUGCGUCUUCACUGGGUGGAGUUUCAGAACAAGUUCUACACAGGUCAGGGCUUCAAGUUUGUUCCCUUCUCCUUCGAGAGCAUCCUGGAAGGACGAUUCGACGAGUGAGAUCUCAGACCACGACACUUCCUUCUCCCAGCAUGAAGCUGCAGAGUCUCCAACUGGGCCCUUUGUUUUGCGUGUGACUGUGUGUGUGUAUGAACCCAUUUGUAGCCCUUUGACACCCUCUAGUGGUCAUUUGUGAAACCUGUGUAAAUUGCUGUGACGUCAUUGUAAUCCUCAAAAAGAGGCUUUUCCCCCAAACAAAAAGAGUUAUUAUUCAGAAGAUGCUAUAUCACGUAUCCUAUUUUUUAAAUUACCAGGCAUUUAAAACUAUUAAAAUAAAGAUGAAUUAUCUAUUUAUUUAUUUAUGUACAACUCUUCAUGUUUUUGGUCACAAAUGUUGACAAUUGUCAAAAAGUCACAGCUAAAGAUCUCAGAAUUGACCAAAUAUAAUGUCCUCAAAAUCUCAGUUCUUCAUUUAUCUACCAUACAGUGGCUACAAUGGCAUGAAAUGACAUAAAAGCAGAGAUGUAAAGACCAAAAUGUGUUAACAAGGAAUGUGAUUCUCCUAAAGUUUGAUGUGCAUAUCCAGAAAAAAGAAAUCAACUCGUUUAACUGGAUGUAUUACACUCUGACCAUGACGUAGUGUUGUGCUGUGACCUGUGGCCUCUCUCUGUGCACAUUCAAUAUUGUGAAACACUUAAAGAACUGAAUUGAUGCAUAUAAUGUCUGAAGGUUUAAAGUAAGUGUGAUCAAAGUUGUCUCUCAAAUAACUUAACAUGGGCUGCCAAAAUAAAUAAUGCAACUGAUGUUGAUUGGUGACAUGGGUGGUAAUGUGUUUGUCGUCUAAAAUAAAUGGAUACUUGGGAGUAA
Molecule: messenger RNA, 3544 nt
Organism: Solea senegalensis (Senegalese sole)
Lineage: Eukaryota; Metazoa; Chordata; Actinopteri; Pleuronectiformes; Soleidae
Gene: atp6v0a1b
Product: ATPase H+ transporting V0 subunit a1b
Exons: 22
Coding region: 122-2737 (871 amino acids)
Biological process (GO): proton transmembrane transport; vacuolar acidification
Cellular component (GO): plasma membrane; vacuolar proton-transporting V-type ATPase complex; vacuolar proton-transporting V-type ATPase, V0 domain
Molecular function (GO): proton-transporting ATPase activity, rotational mechanism; ATPase binding
Source: RefSeq, a predicted model, not a curated record